This is a messenger RNA of Sclerotinia sclerotiorum 1980 UF-70, 153 nucleotides long. RefSeq lists its product with no specific name. The coding region runs from base 1 to 153 and encodes 50 amino acids. The record is from RefSeq and is a predicted model, not a curated record. The transcript has a single exon. Lineage: Eukaryota; Fungi; Ascomycota; Leotiomycetes; Helotiales; Sclerotiniaceae.
AUGUAUCCAGAUGGAUCAGUCAUUGGCUGCAUGGACGAGUCGCCAUACGGUACACGAGACGAGAUAUGUGAAGAGUGGAAGAGAACCGAGAUGGAGAAGGGAAUCAUGCCCAGUCCUGGUGGUCGCAUAUUCUUCGGAAGGAAAGGAAAAUGA